Molecule: messenger RNA, 1359 nt
Organism: Acanthopagrus latus (yellowfin seabream)
Lineage: Eukaryota; Metazoa; Chordata; Actinopteri; Spariformes; Sparidae
Gene: sfxn2
Product: sideroflexin 2
Exons: 13
Coding region: 397-1359 (320 amino acids)
Biological process (GO): serine import into mitochondrion; monoatomic ion transport
Cellular component (GO): mitochondrial inner membrane
Molecular function (GO): monoatomic ion transmembrane transporter activity
Source: RefSeq, a predicted model, not a curated record
ACAUAAGUAUGUGGGCCGAGUUUUAACUUAGCUAGUUAGCUAGCUGCUAGCCUGGUACACGUUUCAAAUGUAGUCCAAUAGUUGCGCCACAUGUUGUAUCUUGUGGAUGGUUCUUGCCCAGAGACUUUACAAUAAGUUCCCACACACCAAUUCUCCCCGAGAGGCAGAACAAUUCCGUCAUAUAGAGGGAGCUGCCCCAGUUUGUGAUUGGAGGACGUCCUGCCACGUGUCUCUACUAUGCCACAGGAGCAUAUUUGAUUACCUGACAGGUCGCUCUGUAGGGCGGCCGAGGGAUCCCGGAAAGGUUUCGGCUGCAGCUGCUGAGUGAACAUCUGCGCCCUUGGAACUUUUUAAUGCAUUAAGUUGGGACUGCUUAUUUUUUGUUUACAAACCAACAUGGCUUCCAGCUCAUUCGACAUCGACGCGCCGCGAUGGGAUCAGACAACGUUUAUGGGCCGACUGAAACACUUCUUCAACAUCACAGACUGUCGAACGGCACUUUUACCAGACUCACGCCUGGAUGAGGCCAAAGCUUUAGUAGAAAGCUGCAGGGCAGGAUCCCUCCCUCCCGGCACCACAGAGGAGCAGCUCCACUACGCUAAGAAGCUGUAUGACUCGGCCUUCCACCCAGACACGGGAGACCGCAUGAACCUCAUCGGCCGCAUGUCUUUCCAGGUCCCAGGAGGCAUGGCCAUCACCGGCUGCAUGCUGCAGUUCUACAGGACAGUUCCUGCUGUGGUGUUCUGGCAGUGGGUGAAUCAGUCCUUCAACGCUUUGGUCAACUACACGAACCGUAACGCUGCCUCCCCCAUCACGCCCAAACAGAUUGGUGUUGCCUAUGUUACAGCAACCAGCACGGCGCUGGCAACAGCAGUGGGACUCAACCUCUACACAAAGAAAGCUCCUCCACUCGUCGCUCGCUGGGUCCCGUUUGCAGCCGUGGCAUCAGCCAACUGUGUUAACAUUCCUAUGAUGAGGCAACAGGAAAUUCUGAAUGGCAUCGCUGUGACAGACGAAAACGGCAACAAGCUGGGUCAAUCCACGAAAGCAGCAGCAAAAGGCAUCACUCAGGUGGUCAUCUCUCGGAUCACCAUGGCUGCACCAGGAAUGAUCAUUCUCCCCAUCAUCAUGCAGAGGCUGGAAAAAUACAAGUUCAUGCAGAGAAUCACGUUUCUCCACGGACCCAUUCAAGUGAUGCUGGUGGGAGGGUUUUUGAUCUUCAUGGUGCCCGCUGCCUGCUCCCUGUUUCCACAGAGAUGCUCCAUGGCUGUGUCCAAGCUGGAGCCCGAGCUGCAAGACUCCAUCAGGUCUCAGUAUGGAGACACUAUACAACGUGUUUACUUCAACAAAGGCCUCUAA